CUCUGCACUGCCUCCUCUCAGUGUUUGCGACACGUCCCGUCGACCAGCGGCAUGAAGCGUGUUGACACUUGUGUAGCGUGAUGUUAGCACUAGCCGGUUGGAUAUGCUGCUGAACUGAGUGUGAUUUGUUUUGUUUUGUUUCAGGAGAAAGGAGAGUUUUAUAGCUUUGCCGCUUUAGGAGCUGUCGUCGAGAUGGGAAAGCCGAAGAGGAAGAGUGAGCUCAGCCGGGCUGAACUGAUGAUGAUGACAAUUGCAGAUGUCAUCAAACAGCUGGUUGAGGCUCAUGAGCAAGGGAAAGAUAUUGACCUAAAUAAACUGAAGACAAAAACCUCAGCAAAGUAUGGCCUCUCUGCACAACCCCGCCUGGUGGACAUUAUUGCUGCAGUGCCGCCCCACUACCGACGGGCUCUUGUACCAAAACUAAAAGCUAAGCCCAUCCGCACAGCCAGUGGAAUUGCUGUCGUUGCUGUGAUGUGCAAGCCCCAUCGAUGUCCACAUAUCAGUUUCACCGGCAACAUUUGUGUGUACUGUCCAGGAGGUCCUGACUCUGAUUUUGAAUAUUCUACACAGUCUUAUACAGGCUAUGAGCCUACAUCUAUGAGAGCUAUCCGGGCCCGCUAUGAUCCAUAUCUGCAGACCAGACAUAGAGUGGAACAGCUGAAGCAGCUGGGCCACAGUGUGGAUAAGGUGGAGUUCAUUGUGAUGGGCGGCACGUUCAUGGCUCUGGCUGAGGACUACCGCGACUACUUCAUCCGCAACCUCCACGACGCGCUGUCGGGACACACUUCCAACAACGUGGCAGAGGCCGUCAGGUACUCAGAGCGCAGUAAUACAAAGUGUGUGGGGAUCACCAUUGAGACACGACCAGACUACUGUCUGAAGCGGCACCUCAGCGACAUGCUGGCGUAUGGCUGCACCAGGCUAGAGAUCGGUGUACAGAGUGUUUAUGAAGAUGUGGCUCGUGACACAAACAGGGGGCACACAGUCAGAGCCGUAUGUGAGUCAUUUCAUCUGGCUAAAGAUGCUGGCUUUAAGGUGGUGGCCCACAUGAUGCCUGACCUGCCAAAUGUGGGCAUUGAGAGAGACGUUGAGCAGUUCAUAGAGUUUUUUGAGAACCCAGCAUUUCGGCCAGAUGGACUGAAGCUCUACCCCACCCUGGUGAUUCGGGGAACCGGCCUUUAUGAAUUAUGGAAGACGGGACGCUAUAAGAGCUACUCACCCAGCACCCUGGUUGAUCUGGUGGCUCGUAUUCUUGCAUUGGUGCCACCCUGGACCAGAGUGUACCGUGUGCAGAGGGACAUCCCGAUGCCGCUGGUGAGCUCCGGUGUAGAACAUGGGAACUUGCGAGAGCUGGCAUUGGCUCGUAUGAAGGACAUGGGAACUGAGUGUAGAGAUGUAAGGACCAGAGAGGUGGGCAUCCAGGAGAUCCAUCAUAAAGUGCGACCGUACCAGGUGGAGCUGAUCCGCAGAGAUUACGUGGCUAACGGUGGAUGGGAAACUUUCCUUUCAUAUGAGGAUCCUGAGCAGGACAUUCUGAUUGGUCUGCUGAGGCUCCGCCGCUGCUCACCGCAAUCUUUCCGGCCUGAGCUAAAGGCUGGGGUAUCGAUUGUGCGUGAGCUGCACGUCUACGGCAGCGUUGUACCAGUCAGCAGUCGAGAUCCCAGCAAGUUUCAGCACCAGGGCUUUGGGAUGAUGCUGAUGGAGGAGGCAGAGAGAAUAGCCAGAGAUGAACACGGCUCAGGCAAACUGGCUGUUAUCUCAGGUGUAGGAACUAGGAAUUACUACAGGAAGAUGGGUUACGAGCUGGAGGGGCCGUACAUGGUGAAACGAUUGGACUGAAAGCUUCACAGAAAAGGACAAACAAGGACACGAGGAUAAUUCCACCAAGGUUUAUAUCAUUACAGCUAUGGGAAGCAACAGAUUUAAAGAGACUGGCAUGAAAAACUGUAUUUUACAGUUCAGAAAUGAAAGAUUAAGAUCAGGGCAGGGGCUUGGCUGCCACUCCAAAACUUUUAUACACAUCGCCAAAAAUAAAGAAAUAGGCAGGAGGGAUCUGGGGUACUCCCUGCAGUUAUUGAAUUAAAUAUUUAUAGUGUCAGUUUAAAGGAGAGAAGGACGUUAUUUUAUCUAAGCAGCAUUUCAAAUCCUUAUUAAUCCACCAUGUUUUUCUGUCUACAUCCUGAAAAUGAAUUGCAGUUCCACUGAGAGUAGUAGCCUCUUUCUGUCAUUCAUUCUCUUUUGUUUCCAAUAAAUAAAGAGUAUUUAUCUCCAA
Astyanax mexicanus (Mexican tetra) is the source of this 2272-nucleotide messenger RNA. It is a transcript of the gene elp3, whose product is annotated as elongator acetyltransferase complex subunit 3. The record is from RefSeq and is a predicted model, not a curated record. The transcript is spliced from 15 exons. Gene Ontology annotation, cellular component: elongator holoenzyme complex; nucleus; cytoplasm. The coding region runs from base 193 to 1839 and encodes 548 amino acids. Lineage: Eukaryota; Metazoa; Chordata; Actinopteri; Characiformes; Acestrorhamphidae. Gene Ontology annotation, molecular function: acyltransferase activity, transferring groups other than amino-acyl groups; iron-sulfur cluster binding. Gene Ontology annotation, biological process: tRNA wobble base 5-methoxycarbonylmethyl-2-thiouridinylation.